Fusarium keratoplasticum is the source of this 417-nucleotide messenger RNA. RefSeq lists its product as uncharacterized. The record is from RefSeq and is a predicted model, not a curated record. The transcript is spliced from 2 exons. The coding region runs from base 1 to 417 and encodes 138 amino acids. Lineage: Eukaryota; Fungi; Ascomycota; Sordariomycetes; Hypocreales; Nectriaceae.
AUGGAGUGGGCAAAGAACACGUACAAUGACCAGUAUGAGAAGUGGAUGCCUUGGAUCGAGGACAUGUACCUCAAAUGGUUCACAAAGGAUAACAAGGCCAGCUACGCCACCAAAGAAAACCUCAACAAGACAAAAGUAACGGGCGUCGAACAAGUCGAUACUCUCCAAGACGGCGUCAACAACCUCGCCACCGGUCAAGUCGGCCAAGGCGGUCUCCUCCAACCUGUCGGAGACAUGGCCUCUAAGGAGGGCAUCAACCGUACCGAGCGACAAGGCAAGGACGACAAGGGUGGCUACGCACCCGAGAAUAUUCCCGGCUCAGCGGCAGUGAAUAACGCGGCUGGUGCAGUCGUUGAUGGCGGUAAGGCUGCUGGUGGUGUUGUUGGGGGACUGUUUGGCGGUGGCAAGAAGGAGUAG